GUUUUUUGGGAGUAAAUUUCCCCACAGAUUGUUCAGGAACAGAUCUGAGGUAAGUAAUAUAUUUUUGUACAGUUUAUUGUUAUAAAGUAUAUUUCAUAACUCGUCAGUUUUAUCCACUUGGCCUAAUAUGAAAUCAUGUUUGAGUUUGUUCAGUAUUCCCUUGUCUGUUUGGUCUUUCAGCUCCCUGUUUGCAUUUCAGGUAUUUAGCUGCGACUAUUCUUGGCUGCAGCGGCUCACGGUAACUGUCCUGCAGCUAAGAUGGCCACUGAGAAAAGACUGUCUGCGAGGCGUAAACACACCCUGAAGAGCUGUAUGCUCAUGGUGGCCAAUAAUUUGCUGGAAGCUGAAGCGUCAGUGAAAGCUGAAGAGAGGCAGAAGUUUUUGGCAGAGAAACUUCCUCCUUUGGAGCUGCCCUACUCCAAAGACGAGCUCAUGGAACUUUGCAAGAAGCUUCAUGAGCAGAUUGACAUCAGUGAAGAGGAGAGAUACUGCAUAGAGUUCAAACUAAACAUGGUUCUUAAUGAGGUUCGAGAUCUCAACAUCAAGAUUGUGGAUCUGAGGGGCAAGUUUAAGAGACCCAGGCUGAAGAAAGUGCGUAUGUCCGCUGAUGCUAUGCUGAAAGCUCUGCUGGGCUCUAAACAUACAGUCAACAUGGACCUGAGAGCCAACCUGAAGCAGGUCAAGAAGGAGGUGAAAGAAGAGGACAAGCAGCUGCGUGACGUCGGAGAUUGGCGCAAGAACAUUGAAGACAAGUCCGAUAGGAAGAAGAUGUUUGAUAGUUAAACAUGAUCGAUCUUUCAUUUUUGGGCAUAAAAGUGAUUUUCAGGACAGAAAUCAGGUCAGGUGUCUUUGUAACUGAAGAGUUUUAUUCCAAGGUGCUGCAUAUCCACCUCAAGUGAUAAAAGUAUUGAAGUGAGGGCUGUAGAAGUUGUACUACACUUAGUUUACAAAUUUACAAUCAAAUUAAACUGAAUACUGAAUGCUUUAUCAACCAAAUGUAUAGGAGCAACAUUAAAGUGUGGUAUCUUCUUGUGUGAUACAGUAAGUGAUAAAUGCCCCUUUUUGAAGGUAGUGUUGGAAAACUGCAAACAUAGAGUUUUUGUAUUUAUAUAUUCAUCUGCUAUUUGUGUGUUACUUCACUUUAGUUCCAAAUAAGGAGAAAGAGAUGACUGACUUUGUGUGUUUUUCAAAGGUAUACAGGACAGGUUGUGCAUCUGAAAACUGCCUUUUAAGCAGAGUAGAUGAAGAAAGAUGGGAUUGCAGUUAGAUAUAGUUUGUGGUUAUCAUCUUUGGAACAAAGCUCUUCAGUUGAAUCCUUCUGCUUUUGCCUGUAUGGACAAUGUAAUGUGAUGUAUUUGUACUGUAAUGAAGAUAGCUAUUAGCUACGUGUUGAAUUAAAACUGCGCUUUUUCUGUAAGGGCUGAGGCUUCUGCAUUAAAAUGAUGCUGUAUUUUUCCUCAAAAAUGUAGUUGUUUAUAACAUCUUACCACUAGAAAAGCACUCGAAGAGCGCAGACCUCCACCAAGGCAGAUCAGCGCCCCCCCCCGAUUACCACCAAAAUUUAAUCAUUUGUUCCUUGUGCCAGUAUCAACAUUUCCUGAAAAUUUCAUGUAAAUCUGUCCAUAACUUUUUGAGUUAUCUUGCUAACGAACCAACAAACAAACAAACCCUGGCACAAACAUAACCUCCUUGGCGGAGGUAAUAACAGCUACAUUUUAGAAAGUACUGUUCAGGAAAAAUGUAAAACAGAUUGGAUGGUAUACUUACUGUACAUGUAUUUUUCAGCACAGAUGAUUUUGUUGCUUAAAUAUUUGGAUCUUAGUUAUUUUAUAAAAUUUAACAAAUGAAGAAAAAAAUUGGACUCUACUGAAUAUGUAUUAGUUUUGUAGCCUAUGCGUUAUGGUUGACGAGCUACACAUGACAAAUGAAACAAAAAACCAUAGGGUCUAAACUCCACAGGUGAAUACAUAAUUGUCACAAUGCCUCAUUUAUGCAGAAAUAGAACUCAGCCUGCAGUCUGUUUUACUCACUGUCAUCUUUUCUAAACUGUUCACACAGAAAUGUGAUGUACUGUCUCUUCUUGCUACUGUCACAUUAAAUCUAAAAGCUUUGUGUUCAUCU
Molecule: messenger RNA, 2121 nt
Organism: Sphaeramia orbicularis (orbiculate cardinalfish)
Lineage: Eukaryota; Metazoa; Chordata; Actinopteri; Kurtiformes; Apogonidae
Product: troponin I, fast skeletal muscle-like
Exons: 7
Coding region: 259-783 (174 amino acids)
Biological process (GO): skeletal muscle contraction; cardiac muscle contraction
Cellular component (GO): troponin complex
Source: RefSeq, a predicted model, not a curated record